AUGGAAUUCCCAGCUCCAUCGAACCACGACACGGCUCUCUGCCUGAUACCCCCUAGAGACCAAUGGCCGUUGGUCGACCGCCUUCGUUUCGAUAAUGACAAGGCCCAUGCGAAGUGGCCACCCCAUGUCAACCUCGUCUAUCCGUUCGUCAGGUCCACGGAUUCCAAUGCUCUCCGUCUGGCUUGUGAUGCCAUUGUCAAGUGCCUCACGGACCGGGGGGAGCCCGCCACUCUUCCCAUCUGCCUGGACUCCCCGGGCUAUUUUCAACAUAGGAACGGCAGUACACUGUUUCUGUGCGACAGAAACGCCGAGAACGCAUCUCAACUCAACUGCUUGAGAGCCGCCAUCCUCGCAGCCAUCGGUCAGACACGCUCGGAGCCGUACAACAUGCACAUGACGGUGGCCCAGUGCGAAGAUACGACUCGCUCGUCUAAAGUUGAUUUUCUCCUUGAAAAGCUGCGGCGCCUGCCUCCAGUCAGUUGGGAAGCAAGUCAACUGGCUGUUCUAGUUCGGGCCCCGUCGGGCCAGAUGAAACAAUGGGGUCUCAUUAACCUUGUUUCUCCCUCCCUGGUUAUCUGCGGUGAUUUGUUUGGCAUGGAACGAGAAACGGCCUUGAAUGUUAUCCUGCAACGCACAUGGCACUUCUCGGAUCGGCUCUUGGUAUGGCAGCCAGUUGACACAGUCUCCCCAGAAACGUCACAUUCGGAUGCUGAGCUGCUCGAAAAUCUCAUUGUUGCCAGUUGGAACGUCCUUGCCGAGUUCCACUGGCCUCCCUCUCGCACCAGAUACCCUCUGAUCGUCGAUAACCUUGUCGCAGGAACCGCGUUGGCAGACAUCGUAGUCCUCCAGGAGGUAACUGAUGACUUUCUGCCCUUCUUGCUCGAAGACGACCGCAUUCGAAAGCAGUAUACGUAUGCCUCACACGGAUCACCCGACGAUCCAGCUGCUGGCCCGUUGCCCAAUAUACUUAACAACGUGGUCCUUAGCAAACACCCCUUCUCCUGGGAAUACCUACCCUUCAAGCGUCAACACAAGGGAUCAUGCGUGCUUAGGUUCCAUGGCCUGAGAUACAGUGAGGCAGAUGGCCCUGCGUUGCCUCUAGUACUGGCAACCUGUCAUCUCAGUCAAGGUUUGACAGAUGGCGCCGUCGCCGCUAAAGAAAGGAGCGAUUAUCCAGCCAACCAAUGGGUCAUCGCCGGUGACUUCAACAUCACCACAUCUUCCUACACCGUUGAUAGCGCCGUCAAGAAGGGAGCAAUCACCGCGCAGACGGAAAAUGUUCUCCGAAACAUUGAGACAACCCUGGCCGAAGCCAACCUCCUUGAUGUCUGGAUGGUUUCGCGCAUCGAGGCCGGUGUCAGUGACAACCUCAAAGGUGACGUCGGCCAUAUCUUCGAGGGUGAGCAAGGGGCAACCUUCGACCCCAGAGAGAAUCCACAUGCUGCCAAGAUGGUCGGAAGUGGCCUCAACAACCGUCCGCAGAGAUACGACCGUAUAUUGGUCAAGAGUGGAGGCCCGUUCCGGAUCUCACGCUUUAACAUGUUCGGCUUCAUUACUGGCAAAGGCGAGACCAGGGAAGGUCCGUUAUACGCAAGUGAUCACUGGGGCAUUCGAUGCCUUCUGCAUCGCUUCGACUCGAAAAAUGCAGCAGCCGCCAGUGCCCAAGUGGUUCAUGUCCAGCCCAAAAAGGCACCGGCUGGCCUUUCCGACGUUGCCGUGCUGAGACGGUGCAUGGAAAACCUCAACAUCUUCCCGACGGAGCAAAACGAGGCUGUUCGGAAAGAGGCUCUUCAGCUGCUGCAACAUACCCUCCUGGACUCGGACCAAACAACCGGCGAUCAGACACGAGGCCGUCCGGCUAUUAUGUUAGUCCCCGUGGGAUCGUACGGUCUCGGCACCUGGUCCAGGACGUCCGACAUCGACUGCCUUUGUAUCGGUUCCAUCAGUCCCCGCGUUUUCUUUAUCCUGGCCCGUCAAAGGCUGAGAAAGUCGGGCAACCCGGGUGUGCGGCUAUUAAGGAAAGUCAAGGCCAAGACCGGCACUAUGCUCGAGGUUGAGAUUCUGGGCGUAAAGUGUGAUCUUCAAUACUGCCAGGCACCCAGCGUGGUGGAACAGUGGCCCGAUAUGCUGAAGCGGCCUCCGUCAGACCCAGCUUUCAGCUUGCCCAUGCAGACUCUUUUGAAGCUGAAGCCUGCGAGGGAUCUGUUCUACCUUCAGCGUUCCGUUCCCGACCUGGCACAGUUUCGCAUGAGUUUCCAGGCCAUCAAGACGUGGGCGAAGGCACGCGGGAUAUACGCAGCCAAGUUUGGGUAUCUUGGCGGCAUACACCUGUCUGUCAUGCUGGUCAAGGUUUGUAAGAUGCUCUUACACGAUGGUGGCGUUGUCUCCACUGCGGACAUAAUCACAACCUUUUUUGACCACUACUCGCAACUUGACUGGCAGAGAGAUAUGGUCUUUGACCCCUUCUUCCACAAGAAUCUGAAGUAUCAUCGGACACCGAGGGAGGCCAUGUGCCUUCUCGGCUGGCACUCUCCAACGCUCAACACGGCACUCACCGCGUCAGUGCCGACCACGAAGAUCAUAUCGGCCGAGCUUUGCCAGGCCACUACCCAACUAUCACGGGACGGAACAAGCUGGCAGUCGCUGCUGUCCAUCCCCGACUCAAGCCAUAGCAAGAACAUGACCCCGGGCGCAUCGAACUUCCUUGGCUCGUUCCGUUCGUUCAUCAAUCUACGUGUUCACUACUGGGGAGCAUCCCUCGAACGUGGAAGCAGACUCGUCGGCUGGUUGGAGUCUCGUUGUGCCUCGCUUCUGGUUGACGUAAACAAGAGAGUACCCGAACUCUCAGCAAGAAUCUGGCCUGCCAGAUUCGUCGACUCAUCUAGCUCCGAAGCUAAGGGAACUCAGGGCGACUACCAGGGCUCCUAUCUCGUCGGACUGGAGUGGAUGAACUCGGACGAGAAGCCAUCGAAGGAUGACCUGGAGGCGGCGCACAGCAACCUGCGCGCCGUCUUGCAGCAGUUCGAAAAGCUCAUCAUGAGCGACGAAAAGUAUUUUGAUCCAAACACUUCUUGGUUUAGUGCGACUGUCGUCAAGAGAAGCGAGCUAGAUGAUCUACACUUGGACGAUCGUGAAUGGGGUGUGCACGUUGAUGGUGACGACGACUCCGACACGGAAGAUGAAGAGGAGGACGAUGACGUCGACGAAGAGUACCAGGAGUGGCUGGCGGACAAGGUUGCAAAAAAAGGCAAGUCGGCAAAGCAGCGCUCAACGACAGUUCGGAAACCCGAGGGGGCGGGCAAAUUCCGCGCGGCACUUGAUGUGCUGAACCGGUUGCGAUGGGAUCCGAACAUUGACAGCAACGACUUCCUCAUCGGGUACGAGGACCGGUUCCUGGGACCUCAAGAGAAGGCUCUCUCUGCCUGGAAGAGUGAGCAGACGCAUGAAGAAUUCAUCCCCCAGCACCGCAUCCUAUGGUUUAAGCGCCGGAGCGACGAUGUCAUUGUAUGGCAUAGGUCCGAACGCAUCGACUUGCUCUUCAAGAAGACCUCGGGGUAA
Messenger RNA from Colletotrichum higginsianum IMI 349063, 3558 nucleotides. Its product is annotated as Endonuclease/Exonuclease/phosphatase. Gene Ontology annotation, molecular function: RNA binding; poly(A) RNA polymerase activity. The coding region runs from base 1 to 3558 and encodes 1185 amino acids. The record is from RefSeq and is a predicted model, not a curated record. NCBI's taxonomy places the organism in Eukaryota, Fungi, Ascomycota, Sordariomycetes, Glomerellales, Glomerellaceae. Gene Ontology annotation, cellular component: nucleus. The transcript has 3 exons.